AUGGGGCGAUACAAUCUCUCCCCAACUCGUGUUCAUCAUGCGGCCUCGAGGCUUAUAGAGCUCCGGAAAGUCGAAGCCGAUGCUGGCAUACUCCAAACCAUACCGCCAUGGUUUAAAACAGUCUCAGCGGUGCCUCCAGGAGAGAUCCUUACAAGGUUACAGCCCAUACAACACUCAGAGGUUUCGCGGAAGAUUCGAACGAAGAAGCCAAGCAAAAUGUACAAGCCGACGAACAUCAGCUACGAGGAAGACGGUCUCAGGGAAAACUUUUAUAGCGACCAUCCUUGGGAACUUGCUCGGCCGAGAGUUAUUCUUGAACAGGACGGAAAGGAUGGGCAAAAGUGCGAUUGGAGCAAAAUACAACAGCCGGCUAGAGAGUUGAAUGGUGAAAGUGUCAUUCAACGGCAAUUGUGGCUACUCAAGAAUAAACCGGACAUGACGUCCGCGAAAGCCUACGACCAGGCACGGAAAGAAUUCUACGCCAUCCGCCACCAGGAGGAUGUUGAGAGGAGAGUCGCCAAAGAGGAAGCUCUUGCAACUGGCGCAUAUUUCGGAAAAUCGAUGCUGGAGAUUGGUAUGGAGUUGGAGGAUAAGACAUACGAGUCGUGGAAGCAGUGGGCACAGAAUGAAGUUGAGAUUAUUGAGCAACAACGAAGUGCUCAAUACACGGGCGCUGAAUUAGCUCCAGCGGAGGAAGCCAUCCUGGAGGAGGCGAUCGAGGAGGAUGUUGAGGCACCAGCGCCGUCAUAA
Pseudogymnoascus destructans is the source of this 750-nucleotide messenger RNA. It is a transcript of the gene RSM25, whose product is annotated as mitochondrial ribosomal small subunit component. Bases 1 to 750 code for a protein of 249 amino acids. Gene Ontology annotation, cellular component: mitochondrial small ribosomal subunit. The transcript has 2 exons. The record is from RefSeq and is a predicted model, not a curated record. Lineage: Eukaryota; Fungi; Ascomycota; Leotiomycetes; Thelebolales; Thelebolaceae. Gene Ontology annotation, molecular function: structural constituent of ribosome.